AUGUACAUGUCACUUAUCAUUUCAAUUAUACUUUUUUUACUUGUUAAUAAUGGUCUAACCAUUGAUUGUCCAAGUUCACCAUCAAAAUGGUGUGAAACAAAAGAAAUUGCUCAAGCUUGUGAUGUAAUUGAACAAUGUGAAGCAUAUAUUUGGAAAACUCGAACAGAAAGUGAUCGUGUUAAUUUAUCAAUUUAUUAUGAAACACUUUGUCCUGAUAGUCGAAAAUUUAUAACAACACAAGUUUGGAAUACUUAUCAAUCUAUACUUGAUAUUGUUAAUAUAACAUUUGUUCCAUAUGGAAAUGCUCGAGAAUUAUAUCGACCAGAAACAAAACUUUAUCAAUUCUAUUGUCAACAUGGUGCUGAAGAAUGUUAUGGAAAUUUGAUUCAUACUUGUAUUUUAAAUUUCUAUCCCAAAAGUGAACAACAUAUGUCAUUUAUUUAUUGUACAGAAUCAACUGAUGGUGAUGUUGAAACAGUAGCAACACAAUGUGCACAAAAAUCAACAAUUGAUUUUGAUCAAAUAACUGCUUGUACUCAUAGUCGAUUAGGUAAUCAAUUACAACAUGCAUAUGCUGUUCAAACUGAAAGUCUUCAACCACCACAUCAAUAUGUACCUUGGAUAACACUAAAUGGUGAACAUACAGAUGAUAUGCAAAAACAAGCUGAAAAAGAUCUUAUUGGACUUAUAUGUAAAUCAUAUAAAGUAACGGAACAAUGUAAAAAAUUUGUUUGGAAAAUUCAUGAUAGAAAUGAUAAAGUUAAUUUUACACUCUAUUAUGAAACACUUUGUCCUGAUUGUCGACAUUUUAUGACAACACAACUUUUAAAAACAUAUCAAACAAUUCUUGAUAUUAUUAAUAUAACUAUUGUACCUUAUGGAAAUGCACAUGAAACAUAUGAUUCAACAACGCAUCUUUAUCAAUUUGUUUGUCAACAUGGUCCUGAUGAAUGUUUAGGAAAUCUAAUUCAUACUUGUGUUCUUAAUUUUUAUCCAGCUAUUGAACAAUAUAUGCCAUUUGUUAACUGUACUGAAUCAACAUUUGGUGAUGUUAAAACUGUUGCAAGUCAAUGUGCAGAAAAAACAAAAAUUGAUUUUAGUAAAAUUACUGCAUGUACAAAUAGUACAUUAGGUAAUCAAUUACAACAUGCAUAUGCUGUUCAAACAGAAAAUCUUCAACCACCACAUAAAUAUGUACCAUGGAUAACAGUUAAUGGUCAACAUACAGAAGAAAUGGAACAUGAAGCAGAAAGAAAUUUGAUUAAACUUAUAUGCAAAACUUAUAAGGGAUCCAAUCCACCUGCUGAAUGCAAGAAAUAUAUAUAA
Molecule: messenger RNA, 1326 nt
Organism: Rotaria sp. Silwood1
Lineage: Eukaryota; Metazoa; Rotifera; Eurotatoria; Philodinida; Philodinidae
Source: the annotation of a GenBank genome assembly